UGGGGUCCAUACGGGCUCUGGGAGGUCUAUAGGGGCUCUGGGGGGUCGGGACGGGGGAACUCUACGGCUCGUGACGUCACGGCGGCGGCGGCGGCGCGUGACGUCAUGGGCGUGGCCGGGCGUGCCCCGCCCCCCCGCUCCCGUGACGCCCCGCGGCCAUGGCGGGACCCUGGGGGCGGCUGGUGGCGGCGCUGGGACCCCCCGGGGACCGCGGUCCCCCCGCGCUGCGCGCGCUCCGCCGGCCACGCCCCGCGCCACGUCACCAGACGGAGCUGCUGCUGCUGCUGCUGGAGUCCCCCCGGGAGCUGUGCGGGGGCGGGGGGCGCCCCUUGGGGGGUUCCCCAGAAUGGGGGGGCUCGGUGGGGGAGGUGGGGGGGGCUCUGCUGUCCCUGCUGAGCCUCCCCCCCGCCCCCCCGCCCGCUCCCCCCCGCUCCCUCCUCCUCUUGGCCACCCUCACCUUCCUCCUGGCCGUGGGGGACUUGGGGGGGGUGGCAGUUUUUGGGGCGCUCCUGGUGGAAGGGGGGGUCGCGGAGGGGGCCCCGGCGGCGGCGGCCGAAUGCCUGCGGGAGAUACGGCGGGCCCGGACCCCCGGGUGCCCCCCCGGACGCCUGGGUCCCCUGCGGAGGUGCUGCGGGGGGGGGAUCCCCGGGAUCCAGCCCUGGACCCUGCUGGAGGCUGAGGAGGGGGAGGAUCCCGCUGAUCCCCACGACGACUCCGGGACAGAUCCCGGGGGAUCCCAGCAUCCCGUGACGCCCCGCCCUGCCCCCCCUUCCGCCUUCCUCCUCACCCCGGCCGCCCACGCCCAACUCCUCCGUCACCGAAACGGGGGGGGGGCUUUGGGGGGGGCCCCCCCUUACGCCACGGGGGACCCCGCCCCCCUCCACGCCACCCUCUUGAAAGGGGGGGGUGGUUUUGGGGGGCUUCCCCCCCCCCGUUUAGCCACUUUAGCCCAACACCCCGCUUUCCCCCUCCCCUUACGCCUCUUCUACCUCCUCUGUUUAUUAGAGGGGGGGGCCCUUAAAAAAGGGGGGGGGCCUCCCCCCGCCCCUCCCCCUCCGCUUCACCGCCGCCCUUUUCCCGGUGGGGGGGGACCCCCCCGAAAUCUUUUUACCCCGUUUCGAAGCGGCGGCGGCAUUUUGCGCUCAAAACGGGGGGGGGCGAAAUAAAAGGGGGGGCCAGGGCUGGUUGCGGGGGUUGGUGGUCUCUUUGGGGGGGGGAGGGGGCCCCCCCAUUUUGUUCUGCCGGGCUGUCGUCGCCUAUAAGCGAUGGUUUGGGGGGGACAUGGGGGAUAAAUUGGGGGGGGCGGCGGAAAAAUUAUUAAGGGGGGGUCACCCCGCUGCCCCCCCUUAUUUGUUAGAGCUGGCAAAGGUUUUGGGGGGCCCUCUAGGGGGUGCCCUGCGGGGGAUGGUUUUUAAGAUUCCCCCUCCCCCCCCCGGCACCCCUCAACUUCGGGCGGUAUUAAAAGUGUUAAUGACCCCCCCUGCCCCCCCCCGGGGGGACCCCCAAAUUCAGGGGUACCUCCGGCGGGUGAUGGCGGCAGAAAAGGGGGGCUGGGGUGGGGGGCAGGGGGUGUUGAGUGCCGCCGCCUCCCUCCUCCCCUCUUGGGGGUCCCCCUUUUUGCCCUCCCACCCACCUUUAGGACCCCCUUUUUUAGGGGGGGGGCCUGGGGGGGACCCCGACGUGGGUGACCGCGCCCGCCUCCACGCUGCUUUAACCGCCGCUUUGGGCCCCCCCAAAUUAGCUGCUGUUUUGGGGACCCCCCCCAGGUGCCAAGCCCCGCCCACCCCUCAUGGGGGUGGGAGUGGGGAUGGGGGGGGCGCCCCCACCCUCCUCCCUGCCCCUACCCCCCCUUGCUGCCUCCGCUGCCUCCCUGACCCCCCCCCGCCCUUCCCGGCCCCCCCCGGGGCCCCCCAAAACCCGGAGGGGUGGGGGAGGGCGGUGGCGGCUCGGGGGGGGCCGGUGGGGGUCAGGCUGCGGUUGAGGGUGGAGCUGCUGGGGGGGGCCCUAAAUGGGGACCCCCCACUUGGGGAGGAGCCCCCCCAUAAGAGAGACCCCCCCCACGCCGUUGUGGAUCCCCCUUUUUCUUCAAGACCCCCCCUUUCUUCACCCCACUCCCUUGCUGGGGCAGGGCCCCCCCUUUCUUUUGGGGACCCCCCCCAUGGUGGGGGUCCAGGCCCCUCUUCCCCCACUCUGGAGCCCCUCCCCCACACUUCACGCCCUCCCUCGCCUGCAGCCCCUCCCCCCCCGCCUGCAGCCCCUCCCCCCCGCAUCCUAGCCCUGCAAUUGCGGGUGGGGGGCUGCACCCCUCAGGACCCCCCCCCGGCCGAGGGGCGCUUGGCGGGGUUGGGGGGGGGAGGGGCGGAGCUGAGCCUCACCCUGCGCCCCCACCUCCCCCUCCCCCCUGCUUUAAACGUCGCCGUCAUUUUCACCCCGGGGGGGGGAGACCAAGGUGGGGGGGGAGGGGUCUUCCUCGCCCCCCUCUCCCCCCUCCCCCUCCCUUUAGAGGUUCAACUCCGCCCCCUCGCCCUGCCCCCCCUCUGGGACCCCCCCCGCCGCCGCCGGGCUUUCCGCGCCAUGUGGGGGGCCCUGGGGGGGGGCCACCCCGAAAGCCGCUUGGUUUUAAAAGGGGGAGGGGGCGCCCCUCCCCCUGCCCUCACCCCCUUCUUGCUGGACGCGGGGGGAGAGGCGGGGGGAUGGGUGGCGGCAGCCGCCCUGCCCCCCCGGGGGGUGGUUUUGGUGAAGGGGGGGGCGGGGGGGGGAUGGGUGGAGCUGAGGUGUCAGCGCUGGGGGGGGUUGGUGGCCCUGGCCCGGCUGCUGCGGGGGCAGGGGGAGGCGUGACAGGGCGUGUCAGGGCGUGUCAGGGCGUGUCAGGGUGUGAUGGGGCAUGUCAGGGAAUGUCAGGGUGUGUUGGGGGGUGAUGGGGCAUGUCGGGGUGUGUCAGGGCGUGUCGGGGCGUGUCAGGGCGUGUCAGGGUGUGAUGGGGCAUGUCAGGGCAUGUCAGGGUGUGUUGGGGGGUGAUGGGGUGUGUCAGGGCGUGUCGGGGCGUGUCAGGGUGUGAUGGGGUAUGUCAGGGUGUGUUGGGGUGUGAUGGGGCGUGUCAGGGUGUGUUGGGGUGUGAUGGGGCGUGUCGGGCUGUGUCAGGGCGUGUCAGGGUGUGAUGGGGUAUGUCAGGGUGUGUUGGGGUGUGAUGGGGCGUGUCGGGGUGUGUCAGGGCGUGUCAGGGUGUGAUGGGGUGUGUCGGGGCAUGUCGGGCUGUGUCAGGGCGUGUCAGGGUGUGAUGGGGUGUGUCGGGGUGUGCCAGGGUGUGUCGACGUGUGUCAAGGUGUGUCGGAGCAUGUUGAUGUGUGUCGGGGUGUGAGGGAGCAUGAUGGGGCAUGUCAGGGUGUGAAGGGGUGUGUCGGGGCGUGUCGACGAGUGUCGGGGCGUGAGGGAGCAUGAUGGGGUGUGGCGGGGCUUGAUGAGGUGUGAGAGCGUGGCGAGGCAUGUUCAAGGCAUGUUCAAGGCAUGUUACCGUGUUAUUGGGGCAUGUUGGGCCUCGUCAGGGCGUGUCGGGGCGUGUCGGGGCGUGUCGACAUGCUGGGGCAUGAGGGAGAGUGACAAGGCGUGAUGGAGCGUGACGCGGUGUGUUCAAGGCAUGUCACUGUUAUCGGGGCGUGUCGGGCUGUGACGGGGCGUGUCAGGGCGUGGCUGGUCCCUCCCCCGUGGGUGCCGUCACCCCACAUGAAUACGGGGGAAAGCAGA
Molecule: messenger RNA, 3741 nt
Organism: Phalacrocorax carbo (great cormorant)
Lineage: Eukaryota; Metazoa; Chordata; Aves; Suliformes; Phalacrocoracidae
Source: RefSeq, a predicted model, not a curated record